This is a messenger RNA of Auxenochlorella protothecoides, 5820 nucleotides long. RefSeq lists its product as hypothetical. NCBI's taxonomy places the organism in Eukaryota, Viridiplantae, Chlorophyta, Trebouxiophyceae, Chlorellales, Chlorellaceae. The record is from RefSeq and is a predicted model, not a curated record. The transcript has 22 exons. The coding region runs from base 1 to 5820 and encodes 1939 amino acids.
AUGAUCACUCGUGCAUCAGUCCUGAACAGAGUCUUGCCUGGCCUCCUGCACCAGCCCGUGCCAGGGUUCCCAGGGGCCUCGCUGGCGGCGCUGCUGGACCGAGUGCUGGCCCUGGCGGCCCGCGUCGCCAGGGCCUGCACUCUGGCCCUGGCCCUACUGGCCGCCGCCUGCCUCCCCGCGCAGCUCUGGGCGCGGCCCGCACUGCAGGCGCGCCUGCUCCCCGUGGCCGGCCAGGCCGCCACGCGGCUGCUGGGGCGGGAGUGUGACCCUGGCGCCCUGCAGGCCCUGCUGCCCACGGGGUUGGUGGGCCUGGGGCCGCUGGCGCGCCUGGGGCCACUCAGGCUGGGGCCGGGGGCCACGGAGGGGAGCAGCGCGGCGAUCGAGAGCCUGGACGUGCACCUGGACGCGCUACGCACGCUGCGCGAGCGGCGCCCCGUCCUGGGGCUGCGACUGAGAGGGGCGCAGCGUGCCCUGGAGGGCGCCGCGCGUGCCGUGCUGUCGAGCCUGGCGCAGGAGCUGCGGCGCCUCGCGCUGGUGGGGACCUCUAGCGGCGGGCGCCUUGGCGAUCAGAGCUCUGCAAGUGGUCUCGUGUACGACCUGGCGGGCGCCCCGCCCUGGGCUGCGGGGCCCUUGGGCGCCGAGCCGUGGGCGACGGCGCUGGACCUCGCUGCGGCGGUGAGGGGCCCAGGGCGUGCGGAAGCCGCAGCCGACGCGCCCGCAGGCGCGGCGCACGGCGCCACAAACGGCGCAUGUGGCGCGGCAGCGGCGCUCAACGGGCUGGCCCUGCGCGGCGACCCCCGGGACAUCGUUAACCGGGGUCAGAAGCCGGGGCCCCUGGACGCGUGGACCGGCGGCGCCGUGCGCCCGUCGCCGAGGCCGGGGAGUGCUGCUGAGGUCCUGGGUGGGAAAGAAACGAGCGGCGCGGGGCAGGCGAAUCCUGCUGCGACCGAAGCCGGGCCCGCUGCAGACGGACGCAGAGGCAAACGCCGGCGGGGUUCAGCAAAGCGAGACACGCAUACGCUGGCGCUGCCCCGCACGCUGCCGCCGCGCAUGGUGGCUGGGGACGUGGCGCCUGGGCUGGCGCGCUCGGGGAGCGGGCGCCUCGUCACGCUGGGGGCCCCACAGGAGAGGGAGAGGAGCGGGCGAUCGGGUGCAGGAAAGGGUGGCCGGCCGGCGGGUGGCAGGGCGGUCAAGGAGGAGCCCCGCCCAGAACCCCCUCUCGUCGCGCCUGCGAGCGGCGAGGCUGGGCCGAGCAGCGGCGUGGCUGCGCGGCAGGCCGCCCGCCCCGAGCCCAGCGCCCCAGACUCCGGCCCCACGUCAAGUGCCCUGACGCGCAGGCAUGAGCCGGACCUCGGUGUGCCCGGGGCCGACGGCGCCGCGCAAGACGCUCCGACGCGCAAAUCCGCCGCCGUGCGCUCCGCAGCGCUGCUGCGGUCGCGCCUGGCGCCCCUCCGCGGGGCCCCCGCCCAGCGCAUGCAGACCGGGUCGGCCGCCUUCCGAGACCUGGUGGUCGACCCCUGGACUCUGCGGCGAAAGGAGAGGAGCGGGCCGCUGUCGCCCGGCGCCCCGACCAAACCAGUGCACAUGGCCAGCGGGUGGCUGCUGGACACCCUGUCCCGGCCCCUGGCCUCGCUGGCGUCCCGGGCCGCGCUGGGUUCGCUGGACCUCCGCGCGCACAGCGUGCGCCUGCACGUCUCGGGCGAGUCCCCCCCCCGCGUGCUCGACGACGUGCGGGCCUCCGUCCGGUUUGACCCCGGGCACGACGGCGACGCGCCCGCGCCCCCGUACCCCGCGCUGAGGGUGGCCGUCGGCGGGGCGGGCCUGCACGCGCCGCUGAUCGAGCGACUGCUGGACCUGCCCCUGGACGUGUACGACGGCUGGGCCGAUGGCGAGCUGAGCAUCGUCGCGGACGACGCUCUCUCAUGGCGCAGCCCGCGCUUCGACGGCCGCGUCCGCGUCAGGCGGGGCGCCUUCCACUUCUGGGACGCCAUGGACGCGCUGACGGGCGCCGAGCUGGAUCUGGUUUUCGAGGAACGGCGGCUGUUCCUGUACGGCGCCGCCGCGCGCUUUGGCGCCCUGCCCCUGGAAGCCACUGGGGACCUCGACCUGACGCCCCGGGGGGGCCAGCUGCGCCUCACGGCGCGCGUGGCGCCCACGGAGGUCAACGCCCUGCGCGCCAGCCUGGGCGUGCGGCCGCUGCCCUUUCCCCUCGCGGGCGCGGCUGGCGGGCUGGUCCACGUGACGGGCCCGCUGGAGAAGCCCGUGUUCUCAGGCACGGUGCAGCUGGUGCCGGCGGGCCCGGGCGCGCUGGAGGACGCCGAGGAAAGCGCAGCCAUGAACGCCCUGCAGGCCACGCCGGGGGCCCUGGGCGCCUUUGACCGCGUGCCACUGCGGUCCGCCGAGGCGGUGUUCAGCCUGGACACGGCGACGCAGCGGCUGGAGGUGCACGCUGUGCACGCUGCGCCCUGCGACGCCGGCGCCGUGCACGGACAUGGCCACCUCUCGGUCUCCCCUGAUGCGGAGGCCGACCCGGACGCCCUGGACGUGGACCUGCGCGGCUCCGGCAUUGACGCCGGGCCCCUCCUCAAGCGCUUCCUGCCAGGUGACGCGGAGAGGGCGCUGGGCUGGGGCGAGGGCGAGGCCUCGCUGCCCAGCAGCCUGUCCCUGGGCGCCGCCAGCUUCGAGGCGCGGAUCCGGGGCUCCGCCCUCUCCCCCGCCACGCACGCCGACUUCCGCCUGCCGGCGCUGGAGGCCAGCGGCAGCCUGCGCAGCGGCAAGACCUCCUGCGCGCUGACCCUGGCGUCCCCCUACGCCGACGUGGUGGCGGAGGUGGGCCUGGUCCCCCCACCACCGGCGGCCUCGGUGGCCGCGGUGACGCAGCGCGCGGCUGCCGCGCUGGCCCGCCCCGCGCCCGACGCCGCCUCGCUGGCGGUGACGCUGCGCGGCCUGGACCUGCUGCCGCUGGUCAGCGACGAGCUGGCGGCGCGCCAGGUGGCGCGCGCGCAGCUGGGCACACCCCUGCGCCUGCGCCUGAGCGGGGCGGGGAGCCUGAAGGGCGCCGUUCGGGGGGGUGAGGCGGGGCGCGCCGCGGCCAUGGCCGAGGCCGGCCUGGGAGGCUGGGCUGCUGGCGAGGAUGAUGCCAAGGAUGAGAGUGGCGACGCCGAGCUCCCGCACCCCGCGGCCGAGACGCCGGCCUGGGAGUUCACGGGCGGCCUGGGGCUGGAGGCGCUGCGCCUGAACCAGCUGCGCCUGUUCAAGCGCCUGGACGCGCGGGUGGCCUUCUCGCCGCACGGCGUGCGGCUGGAGGGGCGUGGCGCGCGCGCCGACGAGGCGCUGGACGUCGACCUGAGCCUGCCCUCCCUGCUCCGCCAGCUGGCGCGCCGCCACGGCGACUCGGGGGCGACUGGUGUGGAGGUCGGACAGACGGUGGGCGGAGGGACGGGCGCGGGAGCAGAUGACGUGCCGAAAACCCCAGCCCUCAGCCCGGAGGACCCCGUCACCGCCCCGAAUGCCGAGGCCGGCGCCGCCUCGGAACCCCUCGACGCAGCACCGGACCGCCUGGCUACCGCCGACCCUCAGACGGCGGGCCCGAACAUGCCGGCAUCAGCCCCCAGCGCUGCAGCUGUCGCCCCCGGGGGCGCGGCCGCCCCCCCCCCGGCCGCGGAAAAGCCGCGGGGCGGUCACUUUUACCUGCGCGGCGGCCCGCUGGUGGUCAGCGGCGACGCCGAGGCGGACGGGUCCCGCCUGGGGUUCAAGGUCCAGGGCCUGAAGUUGGACGAGCUGGAGAUCGCCUCGCUCAGGGGGGACCUCCAGGAGGCCUCCGCCUCGCUCAACUUUGCCAGCCAGACCGGGAGCGGGAAGCUGCAGCUGGCGGGCCCGCGCUUCAGCGGCGUGCGGGGCGAGUCGCUGGCCUGCAGCCUGCGCUGGGAGCGGGACAUUGUGCAGCUGGAGCGAGCCUGCCUGGCUCAGGCCGCCAGCCGGUACGAGGUGCAGGGCGAGUACAUCCUGCCCCCCGGCGCAGCGCUGCCGCGCUGCGCGGGGGACCUGCUGGCACGGCGCGGCGGCCAGGGUGGGACUGGCGUGGGCGCGGGCGCGGGCGCCUCCCCCGCGCCGCGCGGUCUGGCGGGGGGCAAAUGGCGCGUGCAGGUCAACGUCCCCGCCGCCGACAUGCAGGAGAUCCUGCCCGCGGCGCGCGUGCUGCAGAACGCCACCGGCCUGCGCCCCUCCGACUACGAGCGCUGCAAGGCCGACUUCCUGGCCGCGAUGGCCAGUUCGGGCCUCUCCGCGCGCGGGCAGCUGCCGGGCCUGCAGGACGUGGCGGGGCGGUGGCGCGGCCGGGCGCAGGUCUACGGCUCCUCCCACGGCUCGCUUCGCGCCGAGUUCGACGUGCGCGGCGACGGCUGGCGCUGGGGGCCCUGGGCCCUGGACUCGGCCACCGCGGUGGGCAGCUACCACUCCGAGGAGGGCCUGCACCUGCAGGAGUUCGCGCUGGCGCUGGGCGACGCCAAGCUGCUGGGGUCGCUGGGCCUCGGGCCAGCGGGCGCCGCCGACGUGCGCGUGUCGGUGCGCGAUGGCGGCAUGGCGCUGAUCACCGCCAUGCUGCCGGACGUCAGCUGGGAGGGCGGCGGCGCCGAGGUCCUCCUGGACAUCUCGGGCCCCGUGGCCGACCCCAUGGUGUCCGGCACGGCGCGGCUGACCAAGGGCGUGCUGGCCUGCCCCUACCUCAAGUUCCCGCUGCGCGGCAUCAACGCCCAGGCACGCUGCGAGGACGGCGUCUUCACGCUGGACGCCGCGGAAGCGCGCUCCGGCAGGACGGGCAUCAUCAGGUGCCUGGGUCUCCUAUUUUUUCCCACGCCGGCCGAGGCCUCCAACCUGGAGCUGCGAGUGCGCGGCGCGGCGGCGGUGCGUUUCGAGGCGGCGCUGGAAGCGCGCGGGUCGCUGGCCGCGCCCCGCGUGGGCGGCCGCCUGCGCGUCAGCCACGGCACCAUCACCGUGCUGCCCGGUUCGGUGGAGAGCGCGGCCAUCGGCGGGGGCGGGGAGUCACCCACCACGAGGGCCCCGCCCGCCGCGCAGGGCCCCGUCUCCCGCGCCUUUGACGCGCUGGUCCGGGGCAAGGGCCGGCUGGCGGAGCGGCUGGAGGCGGCGCUGCGCCGGGAGGUCGCCACCGUGCUGAGCCUGGAUCGGGAGCACGCCAACGCGCUGGUCUUCGCUGGCGACCCUGACCCGAGGGUGGACCUCGUGCUGCUGGGCGGGGACCUGCGCGGCCCGGCGCGCGAGUGGCAGGAGCACAUGACGCUGCAGCACGUGAGCGGCGAGGGCGCGGGCGCCCUGGACGUGGCCGACGCGGCGCGCAUCUUCGAGGACCGGCUCAAGUCGGCGCUGCUGGCGGACGACGGGCGCCUGGCGCUGAGCCGGCUGGCAGGCAGCACGGUGGCAGGGCUCAUGCCCCGCAUCGAGAGCUCCGGCCAGGCGGACGUGCUGGGGGCGGGUCGAGCAGAGAAGAAGCCGUGCGCGGCGUGCCUGCUGGAGCCCGGGGGCGGGUCGGCGCAGCCCUCAGGCCUCCUCAGCUCCAUCACGGUCGGCACGGAGGUGGAGGUCCAGUUUGGGCGCAAGCUGCAGGCGAGAUCGGCGGGCUUUGCGGGGGAUGACCUUGCGGCGCUGGUGAGGAAGCUGCGCGACUCGGACGUCGCGACGCAGUGGACGCUGACCUACGCGCUCAGCCGGCAGGUUCGCGUGCAGUUCAACAUAACAUCGGCGGCGCCCUACGCGCGGACCCUCUACCUCCAGUACUCGUCCGAGGGCGCACCCAACGCGGAGUGA